Alexandromys fortis (reed vole) is the source of this 6072-nucleotide messenger RNA. It is a transcript of the gene P2ry2, whose product is annotated as purinergic receptor P2Y2. Gene Ontology annotation, cellular component: plasma membrane. Gene Ontology annotation, molecular function: A1 adenosine receptor binding; G protein-coupled purinergic nucleotide receptor activity; G protein-coupled UTP receptor activity. The coding region runs from base 3486 to 4769 and encodes 427 amino acids. Lineage: Eukaryota; Metazoa; Chordata; Mammalia; Rodentia; Cricetidae. The transcript has 4 exons. The record is from RefSeq and is a predicted model, not a curated record. Gene Ontology annotation, biological process: blood vessel diameter maintenance; positive regulation of mucus secretion; phospholipase C-activating G protein-coupled receptor signaling pathway.
GCAUGAGAGGUGGGGCAAGCCCUGCCAUAGAGGUCUGCCCGUCUUCUCUGUGCUUGGGGUUCUCCUGGGUUUUGAGGAGAUGGGAAGGCUGCAUACAGGUGUGGGCCUCAGGAGUGGCUGCCCAGCAUGCAGACUGAGGUUGUGACUUUCUGGUGCCUUCUUGCCCACACCCCCAUGAACCAGCUGAACGUGUGAGGACAUCACCAAGGCUUCGUGGGUGACACCAGAUCUUGAAUUUCAUGACUCUAAUUUCUUUCCUUUUAUUUAUAAGUGCUUAUGCUAUUUAUUGGAAUGUUGGUGCAUUGUUGUUACAGUUUACAAAAGUUCCUCAUUUUAUUUUGCUACAGGAGAAAGGAACCUUUAUUUUGUAGAUGAGAAAACUAGAGAAUGUCUUGUCCAAGGUCACAAAGGCAGAUAAAAACUGGGCUUCCUGCCUACCUGCCCCCCCCUCCCACUGAGGCCUCCGCUCUAGGACCAAAGCUUCAGGAUGAGGUUCUCACUUUGUAGUCCUGGCUAGCCUGGAACUCACUAUGUGGAGCAGACUAACCUCGAACUCACAGAGGUUUGCCGGUAACCUAACUCUGAAGCCCCAAUUGCCCAGCUGUUUCUGGAUAGCCCCCGUUUUCCCAGUCUGCUUACAGGAUCUUGCUGACUUGCUGAGUAGGAAGUGCCCUCCAAUGGCAUCUCCUCUGUCCCCUACCUGCCUUCCCUGAGCCUGUCUGUGCCUGAGAUGCCCUUAGGUUCCUAAGCCACCAGUGGGGCCUGAUGGGAAGAACCUGGCUCAGAACCCUCCUUAAUCUCUAGAGACUUCAGUUGACUGUGUUGUGAAGCUGGGCCAUCGCUGCCUUCUCACUGGAUAGGGCAGAGGGCACGUGCCAGGAAGUAUUUUGGAAAUGAGUGAACAGGUACAGUGGAUAUUCAGAAGAGAAACUUCUUGUUUCGUGAAGAGCCACCAUAGUGGGUUCCCGCCUCCACCCUCUGAGACUUAUGUACCUAGACUGGUCUUGAAUUCAUUAGUAGAAUGGCAUUAACUUCUAAUCCUCCUGCCUCCACCUUUUGAAUGCUGGACUUGUAGGUAUGUACUUGUUUUAUUUGGUGCUGGCAAUCAAACCAAAAAUUUCUUGCAUUCUAGGUAAGCAUUUUACCAACUGAGCUAUACCCCAGCCCUUCUGGGUCUGAGAGAGAGGCUCCUUCAUAGCCCUACCGCCCAGACCCAGAGGCCUGCUUCAGUCUUGCAUAGAACAAGCGGAGGAUUUGUGGUGGAAACAAUGGCACCCUAGACUGGCUGGGCCCACCUCAGUCCUGCAUUUUCGCGUUCUGUCACCGUUACUGCGGGAGAGGUCGAGGCACUGGGCCUCCCUCCAGCUUGUAUGGAUAAAGCUUCCUGGGGAGUUCAAUUUGUAAGAGACUUGCCCAGGCCUGGGCCUGGGUUAGGAAGGAAGCUCACAGGGAGUCCCGGACCCAGAUUCUCUCCCCUGGUCACCCACCCUCCAGACUCCUUGGUGCUGAGUGCUUCUUCCAAUGGUGCCAUCUUUGCAAGGGUCAGCUCUGAAAAUGCCCUCCCUUUUAAGCGGGAGAAAAAGCUCUCAGCUUGGCAUUUGAGCCCUUUCGUAUGAAUUUCUUGGCCCCCACACAUUCCAUGCCACCACACAGGAUCUCCUGGCACUUCUUCAACAGCCUGUACCCUCACCCUCUGAGUCUUGGCUUGGGCUUUCUCCCUCCCCAUCUCUGUCUCUUUGACAACCCCAAGUUAUCUAUUAAGGCCAGCUCCUUGGGGAAACUUCCGCUAACCACUUCCCCAGGAUACAGGUUGCUCCAGUCUCUGUGACCCUGAGUUCCUAGUCCCUGUGUUCCCUUUGGAUAUGGUUGUAUCUCCUAAGAUAACCUGUCCAUCCCUGUGUACUCCUCAGAGGGCCUGGCAGAAUUCCUCCUCUGAAGCUCUGCGUUUGCAGACACUGGCUUUUGAGUUUGCUAGAGCUUUGUGGCUUGUGAGUUUCUGUUGUGUUACUCUGAGCACAAACUCCUCGGGUUCUGAGAUUCUCAGCCAAGGCUUUUUGGAGCCACAAGAAGCAGAGCUUUGAACAUAGCCCCUGCUUCGGCAGGUGAACUGGAGGAACAGCAUGGGAUUCAGGCACUCUUGGAAUUAGACUCAGAGAGUCACUGCCCGGAGGAGGGUCUGUCUCGUCACCUUCUGUGCAUCCUGUGAUAUGAACCUGGGUUCUCCCAUCUCAAGCUGGAUGCUUCCUGCCCCUCCCUAGUCAUAGCUUGGACCAUGACCUCUGUCUCUCUGCUGGGGACCCAGAGCAGACCUCCUGAUGAGAAGUGUUGUACUACCCCAGAAUUCAGCAUUUUCCUGCCAUGAUGGGAAGAUAGUGCCUGCAACCCCGGACUGUGCAUAUCUUCUCCCCGUGGGCCCCACCCCCACUGCUCCCUGGUCUUGAUCAUUCUUCAUGAGCUACUCUCAUGGACCUGUGACUCUUCCAGUUUGACCAGUAAAGAACUCACACUCGGGGACUGGGUAUAACUUGACCCAGACUGCACAGCAUAACAGGCUCCAAGUUGGGUCUUGUUGGAGGCACUCAGGUGUGCUUGGCUGGGGUGGAGUCUGGGUUCUUGUGGUUCUGAGCCCAUUUAGCCCAUCUCUGAAGGAAGCCCUGUGUUGCACUCGGCAGAGCUGGGUCAGGUAAAAUCCAUGAUUUGGAGUCCUGCCUUGGCUAGGUAGGCCCUUUCUCCUUGGAGUCUCUGUUUUGUGCUCUGUGGAGGUCUUACACCACAGACUCACCACCUGAUACCAUCAGAGGUCACCCCUGAGCUGUUCCCCAGACCAGGCCUGGUGUAAUACACCAGGCACAGCUGGGGGAAUUGCUGUCCUCUAACCCUGUGGAGGAUGUUUGGAAAGGGACAGACAGGCAAUGACUUCUAGGUUCCUAACCCUGUGCUGCUUAGAUUGCCUGUACUAUGCUCAAACCGCAGGUUGCUUCGAGUUCAGGUCAUCUUGCCCAGAUUUGUGCUCACUCUCCCUCCACCCACCUAACACCACUGCAUCUUUCUAACCACAAGUCAGGUGCCUCUUCUCCAGGACACCUUCCGGAGGAGGGGCCUCCCUCCCCACUACUGCUGCCUCCUUUCCCAGCAGGGCCUCCUCGGCUUCCUUCAGGCCUGAGCGGCUUGAGUUGUUACUGUCUGUUUCUGGGUGUGUCUCCCUGACCCCUGACCUUGAUAACAAACAUCCGGAGAUCAGCGAAGACACUGUAAUCUCAGAGCAACCGAGGACAAACCUAAGAACGCAGUGUUGGUGUGCUGUGCAGUGGAUUGCUGCGGGCUCUGGACCUCCUUCUCCUGAGGAUGGGUCUGGGAGUGUGAGGAGCCCUCCAGGCAGCUGCUGGCCCUGAAAAAUGCUGGAGGCAGGGCACAGCCCCUGUCCAGGAACCUGUUCUUCCUGUUUCCUGCUUCGGUCCCAGCAGCUGGUCCAGGCCUGAGCAUUUAUGAGUGAAAAACUGGAGCCCACACCGAGCAUCCUCACUGCACCAAGAGCAAGACUGAUCAGGUUCUGCAGCCAGACAACUCUCAGUGUCAAGCCUAGGGUUCCAGUUCCUUCCAGUAUAACCAAAACAGAGAGCUUAACCUCUAGGACCAUGGCAGCAGACGUGGACUCCUGGAACAGCACCAUCAAUGGCACCUGGGAGGGGGAUGAACUGGGCUACAAGUGCCGCUUCAACGAGGACUUCAAGUACGUGCUGCUGCCCAUGUCCUACGGCGUGGUGUGUGUGCUCGGGUUGUGCCUGAACGUUGUGGCUCUUUACGUCUUCCUGUGCCGCCUCAAGACCUGGAACGCCUCCACCACGUACAUGUUCCACCUGGCGGUUUCUGACUCUCUUUACGCAGCCUCUCUGCCGCUGCUGGUUUAUUACUAUGCCAAGGGGGACCACUGGCCGUUCAGCACAGUGCUCUGCAAGCUGGUGCGGUUCCUCUUCUACACCAAUCUCUACUGCAGCAUCCUCUUUCUCACCUGCAUCAGUGUGCACCGGUGCCUGGGUGUCUUGCGCCCUCUGCACUCCUUGCGCUGGGGCCGCGCCCGCUAUGCCCGCCGUGUGGCUGCGGCGGUGUGGAUUCUGGUGCUGGCCUGCCAGGCCCCGGUGCUCUACUUUGUCACCACCAGUGUACGGGGGACCCGCAUCACCUGCCACGACACCUCGGCCCGAGAGCUCUUCAGCCAUUUCGUGGCCUACAGCUCCGUCAUGUUGAGUCUGCUCUUCGCUGUGCCCUUUUCCGUCAUCCUUGUCUGUUAUGUACUCAUGGCGCGGCGGCUGCUCAAACCGGCUUAUGGGACCACAGGUCUGCCUCGGGCCAAGCGCAAAUCUGUGCGCACCAUUGCCCUGGUGCUGGCCGUCUUUGCCCUCUGCUUCCUGCCUUUCCAUGUCACCCGCACCCUCUACUACUCCUUCCGAUCGCUUGACCUCAGUUGCCACACCCUCAAUGCCAUCAACAUGGCAUACAAGAUCACCCGGCCAUUGGCCAGCGCCAACAGUUGCCUUGACCCUGUGCUCUACUUCCUGGCAGGGCAGAGACUUGUCCGUUUUGCCCGAGAUGCCAAGCCACCCACAGAACCCAUCCCCCGUCCCCAGGCUCCCCAGGCUCGUCGCAGGCUGGGCCUGCACAGGUCUCACAGAACUGACACAGCCAGGAAAGAUGUGUCGAUCAGCAGUGAUGACUCAAGACGGACAGAGUCCACUGCAGCUGGGAACCAGACUAAGGACAUUAGACUAUAGGUCGGAGCCCUCAGGCGUGCUCGUGUUCACGUGAAUGGGCCCAUGUCCUCCGAUGCGGAUGGUCAGCGAUUCUCAUUUGGCAACAGCUCAGAAUACUCAUCCUGUGGACCCCAAAGUCCCCGAUCAUUUAUCUGUGUGAGUCGGGAAAUCAUACUUUAAGGAAGGCAUUGACACCUGACUCCCAUGCAGACAGCUGCCAUUCCUGCCAAGGUUGGGGUUCAGGAAGGCUGUUUCAGCCUCAUAAAUCCAAGGGAGGCACAAGCCCAGAGAAGACACAGCAGAAUCCAGGCUAGCUACCUGAAGUAGGAGUGGGAUCUCGUAAGUGAGCAGCGCUGAGUCCCCAUCGUUGCUUGGGAUGGAAUUGGCACUCCAGUGGACUGGGCUCAAAGGAAGACCCUAAGACCAAGAGACAAACACUUGAGGACUGGUUUCAGAUCCAUCUGGAAGCCGGGUAGAAGCCAUAACUUAUAUCAAAGAUCGUGCCGCCUGUCGGGCUGUGCUCCUCCGCAUGAUGAGAGGUCAGGGCCUGGCCGGGGAAGCGUUCCUCACCUAUGCAAAGGCCAGUUAUUUCUGACUACUGUCUCCCGGAAGUUUCUGUCAGGGAUCCCUCUUCAGACCCCCAGGUCAACCCUGCUUUUAAGCCUCCUGUCUUCUGUAUUGUACUUUGCCAAGAACGGAGAAGAAUCAAGUAGGGGUCUAGUUCUUGGGGUUUCUCAGUUCACACAACUUCACACAUGCCGGUAAAUGUCAAACCAUUUAACUGAGCUGGGAGGGAGCCCUUUAUUUAUAGUAUGGCCGAUUGUGGGGCAAGAAGCCCCACCGUGGCCAGUCAGAUUUCAGCUUCCAAUUACCAGCACAAUGGCAGCCUCUGCAAAAUUCCUAAAAAUUUUGCGGGGAGUGGGAAGUUAGCGUUGCUGGUUAGAUGGGAUCUCAGGUAACCAUUGGUGGCCUCAAAUUUGCCAUGUAGUUGAAGCUGAGCUCGAACUCUUGUCUUCAUCUCCUAAGUGCUUGGACUACAGGCAGACGCCACAUCUAUCCCAACAACUGGUUCUUAAAAGCAGGUGCAGGGUACUUCAUUACAAACCACACUGUGUAGCUAGGACUGUGUGACCCCUGGGCAGGGAGGGUUCCCUAGAAUGCCAGGAAGUGGACAGGCCAGCUCUGGGGUUUAGGCAGGAACAGACACAGUUGACAGGUCUCACUUGGCCUCAGGGACAGGAGGUCCCUGUCUCCCCAUCUCACCUUGUCUGCCUCCUACAUCUCCCCCACCACCACCACCACCAUUAAAGGCGAGGCAUCCCCA